Messenger RNA from Miniopterus natalensis, 1134 nucleotides. Lineage: Eukaryota; Metazoa; Chordata; Mammalia; Chiroptera; Miniopteridae. The record is from RefSeq and is a predicted model, not a curated record.
AUGAGGGAAAGGUCAGUUCAAAGAUCCAGUGCGGCCGCAGGAAGUCGGGGCACAUCCACGGGCUCCUGGGAGGAGGCGGCGGCUGAGGCAGUGGCCGUGGUCUCCAAGGGGGACCUGCUCUGGACCGGGGGAGCUCUGCAAGUGUCAGGUGAAGCGGGGCCUGUGUUCCUGGUGCUUCCUUGCUGGGAAUGUGCCAGCGCCCUCGCUGGCUGGUGCCGGGGCCUGCGCACGCCACCACAUAGCUGCAGCCAGCUGUCGGCGUUGCUGCUGACAAGCUGCGUGAUCCUACUGAAGCGGUCGGGCCUGAAGGUGAGGUUCUGCACCAACGAGUCGCAGAAGUCCCGCGGGCGCCUGGUGGAGGAGCUUCGCAGCCUGGGCUUUGACAUCUCGGAGGGUGAGGUGACUGCGCCGCCCCCGGCCGCCUGUCGGCUCCUGAAGGAGCGAAGCCUCCGGCCACACCUGCUGGUCCACGACGAAGUCCGCUCAGAGUUCGAUCAGAUCGACACGUCCAACCCCAACUGCGUCGUGAUCGCAGACGCAGCAGCAGGUUUUUCCUAUGAGAACAUGAACAAAGCCUUCCAGGUGCUCAUGGGGCUGGAGGACCCAGUGCUCAUAUCGCUGGGACAGGGACGCUACUACAAGGCGACCUCUGGCCUGAUGCUGGACGUUGGUGGCUACAUGAAGGCUCUCGAGUUCGCCUGCGGAAUCCAGGCCGAGGUGGUGGGGAAGCCUGCUCCAGAGUUUUUCAAGUCUGCCCUGCGGGAGAUGGGGCUGGAGGCCCACGAGGCCAUCAUGAUCGGGGACGACAUCGUGGGCGACGUUGGCGGGGCCCAGCGGUGCGGAAUGAGAGCGCUGCAGGUGCGCACCGGGAAGUUCAGGCCCAGCGACGAGCACCAUCCCGAAGUGAAGGCUGACGGGUACGUGGACAACCUCGCGGAGGCCGUGGACCUGCUGCUGCAGCAUGCGGACAAGUGACAGGGCCUUGGGGAAGGUUCCCAGCCCCGUCACCCUCCCCCAGUGCCCAGACCACCCAAGGCUGCCCUCCACAGGCAGGCAAGAAGGUGCCAGCCAGCCUGUGUGGGCUCCCAGCCCCUUCCUGUCUCCCUCUGCUAACCCUCCCCCCUCCCUCCCCCA